This is a messenger RNA of Schistocerca serialis cubense, 2807 nucleotides long. RefSeq lists its product as uncharacterized. The record is from RefSeq and is a predicted model, not a curated record. Lineage: Eukaryota; Metazoa; Arthropoda; Insecta; Orthoptera; Acrididae. The transcript has 5 exons. Bases 53 to 1429 code for a protein of 458 amino acids.
AACGUUUCUGUAUUGUUAUUUUCUGGUGGCUAGGUUGUGGUAUGUGAUUGCAAUGGAUGUUAAAUGUGAAGUUGGUUCUAGCGAUGGCAAUUGCUGUUACACAGAUUCUUCGUCAUCCAGUGAACUCAACGAGGAUAAUGAUCGUAGGGACCAAGGAGUUGAGAUAACUAAAGGGACUCUUAAUUCGAUUUUAGACGAUAAUUCACGUACGUUUGAAUUUCUAAGAAGUUUUGGUGUUCUUGCUGAUAAGUACAUAUGUGCUACAUGCCGAAAGCCAAUGUCCUGUACUAAGGUUCCACCAAAAAGAAGUAGGGAUCAGCUUAUGUGGCGAUGCCGAAAACACAACGUGUGGAGGUCCGUCCGCAAAGGGACAUGGUUUGAAAGUGCGAGGCUUACCAUUAGAGCUAUAGUUUUGAUGACGUACUGUUUCUGUAUGCGUAAGUCUGUGUUGUCGACAAGUCGCAUUGCAGGAUUGAGCGACAGAAGUGCCCUCGACUGGUUUCUGUCGUGUAGGGAAAUUUGUUCAGCGUUACUGAAGAGAAGAGGAAAGAUAGGGGGCCCAGGUGUUGUGGUUGAGAUGGACGAAUUGCCUUUUAGGCGUGUUAAAUAUGAUUUGGGGAAGUGGAUGGCAGAAGUCUGGGUUUGGGGAGCAGUCGUUUGUGGGAAAGAACAUGGGCAGUUGGUUUUGAAAAUGGUUGAGAAGAGAAAUGCGAGGACUUUGCAAAGUCUUCUCGAAGAACAUAUCGAAGACGGGACUGUUAUAUGUUCAGAUAAGUGGAAGAGUUAUGAGGAUGAAGGGGAAGUGGACCUUCAGACUUUUGCAGCUGAUCACAAUUAUCAGUUUCGCAAUAAAUUGAUUGGUACUAUGGAGCAACAUUGGGAGGGCAUACAGAGAGUUGUGGGGAGAGGGAAGAGAAGGCUCGGUAGUUUGCAGGGCCAUUUGGACGAAUAUGUUUGGAGGGAGAGUGUGUUUGGACAGGGGUGUGUGUUUCAUUCUUUCAUGCGAGGUGUGGGAACACUUUACGUACCGUGUGUAGAGGACCCUACACCGGCACUGCAGGACUCUAGGCGUGUAGCAGAACACUCUAAGCCGGCAGCCGGAGUGAUAAUACCGGUAGCAGUGAAGAGAGAACCUUCGCUGUCAGCAACUGUUCUAUCCUCUCCAUUAGCAGCUGGAGAUGCGUCGCCAGCAGCAGUAAAGCGAGAGCCUUCACUGUCACCAGAUGAAUUCGAAGACCUGACACCGGUAGCAGUAAAAGAAGAACCUUCGCUGUCAGCAGCAGGUCCAUCCUCACCAGUAGAAGCUGCAGUGAACGUUACACUGCAGCCAAAGGAGAGGCCUACGAGGCACAGGAAACGUUUGGUACGCGAGGAUUUUUGGUAUCCCACCUCGUUUCAGGACUUUUGUGAUGCGGAGUUAGAGGAUUAGGACAAGGUUUUGGUGUAAUGUUCCUUUAUUUUCGGUUCAUCUGCCAGGUGUGGCGUAUCUGGCAAAACACUUUAGAAAUGGUCAUUUUGAAACUUUGUCUGUAUGGAGGCAUUUUGUGUGAUGGCCCUUUGCUCAUUUGCACUGUCAGUUUAUCCUCGUGACAUUCGAGUGAAGACUGUUUGUAACUUUGUGGUCUGUGAACUUGACUUUUAACCGAAAGUGUAAGGAAGAUAGAAUGCCAGCUGUAAUAGCUGAUCGGGAAAUGAUGCAGCUUCCUCAUCGAGAUCUUGAUUUGAAACAGGAUACCAGUUAGACCCGAUCCAGUGUAAGGCUGUGAUUAUACACCAGAGAAUGGCCCAACCGGUGCGACUGCCGAACACUCUGACGUGUGUGGGAAGAACUGACAGAGUUCCAAAUGGUGCCUCUUCGCAACAAUGCAAUGACAUUUUCUUUUGUUGAAAAUGAGCCCUAAGGAUAAAAGUUUGUGAUUUACAGUCCACUCCCAAUACGGGUGACACGAGUCCCAGGCGAUCAGCCCGGCUCACGCGAGUGUCGGAGAGGUCGGCUCUACGUUUACUAAAGAACUCACCCUCAGACUGUAGUAACUCAGUUGGCAGGUUCAGAUUUAUGUCACAAUGCAGAAAACAGAAGAUUUCUCACAGAAUAACAUUCUUGUACACUUGCACCAAUGACAAAGCAGUUACAGCAGAGGUAGAGAAAUUUAAAUACUUAGGGACAUACAUCGGCAAAAGUGGACUGGGUAAUAGCGAAGUAAAACACAGAAUACAACAAAGCAGAAAAGCAAUUGGAUGCAUCAGUUCUUUUGUGGACCAAGAACAUUUCUAACGACAAUAAGAAAAUGGUGGGUAGGCUAAUGGUCAAAUCUGACCCGUGCUAUGGAUGGGAACCACGGAUUUUAAAUGUUCACCUUUGCAGAAGACUAAUAACUGUGGAAACCGAUUAUUUGAGGAGGACCUUCAGAAUAUUGAGACUCGAGGAAAAAAGUAAUGACGAGUUUAGAGCUCGAAUGAGCGCAGAUGAAACAGUGGUAGAACUGGAAGAAAAUCAUUAAAGUGGUAUGCUUAUUUACUGACCAUGCCAGAUCAAUAGAGGCCAAAGAAAAUUUUUUAAGGGAAACCACGUGACAGAUAUAAAUGCGGGAGACCGUAGCGUUCUCGGAAAUGCCACAUCGACUAAAUAAUGGAAUGUUGAGGUGUGCACGAAGAGCGAACCUCAGUAGAGAGGCGUGACAGAAGACAACAACAAUACAGCAUAAUGUUUUAUUUAUGUAUGUAUUAAUCAAUAUAAUAAUAAUAAUAAUAAUAAUAAUAAUAAUAAUAAUAACUGUAAUAAUGAAUAAGAAAGCUCUCAGUUUCAC